Messenger RNA from Podospora pseudopauciseta, 810 nucleotides. RefSeq lists its product as uncharacterized. The transcript is spliced from 2 exons. The record is from RefSeq and is a predicted model, not a curated record. NCBI's taxonomy places the organism in Eukaryota, Fungi, Ascomycota, Sordariomycetes, Sordariales, Podosporaceae. Gene Ontology annotation, molecular function: protein binding. Bases 1 to 810 code for a protein of 269 amino acids.
AUGUCCACCCCGUUCGGGCCCAAGGAGGUCGUCUUGAUCAUGUCCUUAUGCAGGAUCCACUGCCCUGCCGAGAUCUCAGCCUGCUACAUGCAGCUGUGUCAGGGGUUUGACAGCAACAUGGCUGGCUAUACAGUCUUUCACGCGCUUGUGGGGACAUUUCUAAACUGUUUCGAUAUCCACCAGCUUGCAUGGCAGGAGUCCGAGUGGCCGCAGGCAAAGUACAUGCUGCACUUGGUGGUCAAAAGGAACAACCUUGGACUUUUGCCGAGCACGGUGGCCGCGCAACAAGGAAAUAUGAAUCUAUGCCUGCAACUGACAGAACUCAAGGCAGAGACGGCAAAGAGAGCGUCGAAUGCUGCCCUGAAGGCUCCGGAGAAGCGCUUGGAGGCUUCGGCGCACAAGAAGUUUGAGUUCAUGUUCAAGAUGCUCACCUCGGGGAACUCUGACCAUCUCGUGAUCCCCCUCACACACAUGCAGACAGCGUUGAUCGACGCGGCGCAGCUGGGCUAUCGGAACAUUGUGCGCAAGCUGCUGGAGAUUGGCGUGCCUGUUUCCAUCAGGGUUCGCCGCAACGAGACGGCGUUGCAUAUCUUUGCACACGCAGGAGAUGUGUCCAUCAUUAAGCUCCUCCUUGAACGCGGUGCCGAGGUCGAUGCUAAGGACCGGGUGGGAACACGCCUUUGCGCUGGGCUUUUUGGGCUGGGAGGUUUGAUACAGCCAGGAGUUGCUAUUGAAGGGGGCCAAGGUCAACGCACAGGACAAGUCGCCCAGAAUAGCCCUCUUUGGAGCCGCGGGAGGAGGUUAUGCUGA